Messenger RNA from Necator americanus (New World hookworm), 213 nucleotides. RefSeq lists its product as uncharacterized. The record is from RefSeq and is a predicted model, not a curated record. Bases 1 to 213 code for a protein of 70 amino acids. The transcript has 2 exons. NCBI's taxonomy places the organism in Eukaryota, Metazoa, Nematoda, Chromadorea, Rhabditida, Ancylostomatidae.
AUGACCAGUUCCCCGAAAUAUAGUAGGGUCAAAACAACAUCAAAUCACGACAUCAAGCACAGUGCAGUUGCACAGGGAGCUGCGGUCGAAGCGGUGCGGUGGAAACAACGGUUGAAAUCGAGGUGGGACCAUCGCGAGCUGCAGCAGAGGAUAGUCCAGUUAAAAAUUCAUCGGUGCUGUGUUUCUGCUGAUAUUUCUGGAUUGCUAUUGUAA